ACCAACCUCCACCCACCCCCGGGGCGUCUGGCCUCUGAGCUCCCAGUAUAAAGAGGAGCGUGGGGAGGCGGCCAGGGAACCCAAACACGCUGGUCUCUCCAGCUCUCUCAGCCACGGCAGCGCUGCGCACUCUGCACGUUGGGCGGAGCCCCAUGGAUCUCUAUCCCACCCAAAAUGCAGCCCACAGGGGAGGCCUUGCCCUGCCGGAGGGCCGCUUCCCCAGCGCCUUCUCCACAGGAUCCGCGCUGCACCUCAGCCCUAGCUCGGCCCAGGCACCCGUGGCUGACUUGCAUUGUGUCUCUGCAGACAGGAGUGAAGUGGCCGGAGGUAGCUGCCCUUCCCUGUCCCAGGAUCUCAGCCCGCCCGCCUCGGCCACUGUGGCCGCUGCCUUGCCUGCCCCGUUCCCCGGGGACGCGGCUGAGCUGGUGCCUUCCAUCUCCCAGCGCAGGAAAAGGACCAACUUCACCACGGCUCAGCUGGAGACGCUGGAGCUGGUCUUCAACGACACCAUGUACCCCGAUAUCUACCUGAGGGAGAAGCUGGCCGACAUGACCCAGAUCCCGGAGUCCAGGAUCCAGGUCUGGUUCCAGAACAGACGUGCCAAAUCCCGGCGGCAGCGAGGGAAACCUUGUAGCAGUCCAGCAGCUGCAGAGCCUUUCCCUAGCCACAAGGCUCCAGCCAAAAAUGCAUAUCCAGCGGCGGGCAUUCAGCAGCACCCCUCAGCCACAGAGCCGCACCACUACUACCAGCCCCCCGGGGGCCCUGCAGGGCUUGCCUACGCUACCCAGCCUCAUUUCCCUAGCAACCCUCCCAGCACCAGCGUAAAGGCUCUGGAGGAUCAGCAACCUCAUUACGCGCUGUCGGGAGUAGCCCAGAUCAUUCAAAUAAAAGAGGAAAACGCGGGUCCGUACAAGUGGCCCUCCGCAAUGCCCUUACAGCCUGGGCUCGGGGUGGAUUUUGAGAGCGUCCCUCCGAAUAGGGCUAUCGGAUCUGAAAUGCAUUUUCUAGUGCCCCCUCUGCCCCUUUCAGCCGGGGCGAGUAGACAUGGCGGCAGGGGGAAGCUGUGUGGUCCUCACGCCCAAACGCCGCAGACCAUGUGUGGACAAUAUUCGCCCGUCUCUGAUACAGACGACACCAGCGGCUAUUCCGAGUCCGGUUCAGAGUGGGAGGAGAGCACCCUCAGUGCCUUCAGAGGAAUCUGAAGAAACCAUUCAAGAUCCGCACGGGGGUAGGGGAAGGCAAAAGGAAAUACGUGUAAAAGUUACUUUUAAGCAACUUGGAGUUUUGAAAACGGCGAAUUUCGGGUGUAUCUUUUAGAAUGAUAGAAAUAAGUCUUGUAAGCCAGAGGUCUCUUAUGGAAAGGGCAUUUAUUUGUGAGCUCAGGUGUCUGGCAAACAAAACUGCUAACCAACCACCUACGUGGUGUAAUUUUAUCAGCCAGACAACCUCCACCUAAUCCAAUCUAUUUUCCCCAGGAAAGGGAGACAUGGCAAGAAUUAAGUCCGUGCUAGUGCCUGUGAAAGAAGUAGAAAGCAAUUUCUUAGUUUCCUUAUUUUUAAAUAACUUAACAGAUAAACAACACUUGCUUGGUUUUUUUUUUUACUUGUAGCCUAAUAGGCAAAGGGGAGUGAACUCGCACAACGCCGUAUCUUGUUUGCACAAAGCCACUGAGAACGCCACUGGUGAAACUAACCAAGAGGGAAGCUAGAGGUUACCGUAAUCCUAGAACUUUAAAAACCCAAUUCCCUCGCACCUCUCUUACUAAAAGUUUCCUAGCAGCAGCCCUUGAAUAACAUGUUGCAGAAUGCCUGUCUUUCACUGAACCCUAAGAGGUUCCUAAAACUCCUUGCUGCCAGACGGGAGGGAGGGAGUCACACCCAGGUCACUGGUUUGUGUAAUAUAGAGUUAGUAAAGCAUAAACAGUGUUGGAAAGAGAGUACUAUGUGCAAUGUUAUCUCCUCAUUGUAAUUAAAUGAAGCUUAG
Molecule: messenger RNA, 1983 nt
Organism: Mauremys reevesii (Reeves's turtle)
Lineage: Eukaryota; Metazoa; Chordata; Testudines; Geoemydidae
Gene: MIXL1
Product: Mix paired-like homeobox
Exons: 2
Coding region: 153-1202 (349 amino acids)
Biological process (GO): hematopoietic progenitor cell differentiation; endoderm formation; regulation of transcription by RNA polymerase II
Molecular function (GO): DNA-binding transcription activator activity, RNA polymerase II-specific; RNA polymerase II cis-regulatory region sequence-specific DNA binding
Source: RefSeq, a predicted model, not a curated record